Messenger RNA from Arachis ipaensis, 3479 nucleotides. NCBI's taxonomy places the organism in Eukaryota, Viridiplantae, Streptophyta, Magnoliopsida, Fabales, Fabaceae. The record is from RefSeq and is a predicted model, not a curated record.
UUGACUUAAAAAGCGUAUCCAGCAAGGCAGCAACUCCUUUUCUCCGCUCAGUUGACGACGAACGCAGAACCCAACACUAUAAAUGGUUAAAUACACCAACACGGUCAACCGGCCGAAACCCCAACUUAACUAAAACCCACACUGAACCUUCCCAACACAAAACAAAGAAAGAAAAUGGCGACGGAGCAAACCAAGUUCAGCGUUAUGUGCAGCCUCUUCAACUGGACGCAGCGUGCCAAGUCGCCGGCCAAGAAGCGCGCAAAGUUCCGCAAGUUCCUCGACUCAUUCUGCGCCGACCGCAACUUCUUCCCUGCCAUUCGCCUCGUCCUCCCCAACCUCGACCGCGAGCGCGGCUCCUACGGCCUCAAGGAGUCAGUCCUCGCCAUUUCCCUCAUCGACGCCCUCGGCAUGUCUCGCGACUCCGAAGACGCCCUUCGCCUCAUUAAUUGGCGCAAGGGCGGCGCCAAGACCGGCGCCAAUGCCGGCAAUUUCGCCCUCGUCGCCACCGAGGUACUGCAGCGCAGGCAAGGUACUGCUUCGGGUGGAUUGACGAUAAAGGAGGUAAAUGACUAAAUGACUCAGUUGGCUGCUAGUGAAAACACUCUCUCUCUCUCUCUCUCAUAUAUAUAUAUAUAUCAUUGCAAAAGCCUUGGCCUUGGGUAAUCAUGCAGGAUUAUAUUCCAUUCAUAUAUGGUUUGUAUGAACAAUCUUGUAUCUUCUUUUCUUAAAUUGCAGGAUAUUGAAGUUGGAAAAGCUGUGCGUCCUCAGCUAGCUAAGAGAGUUGCUAAUGCAGCUGAAGCAUGGAAGAAGCUUCAUGGGAAGGAAGUGGUUGUCGAGUGCAAAUUUGAUGGUGACCGCAUUCAAAUUCACAAAAAUGGAACAGAGAUACAUUUCUUCUCGAGGAACUUCCUUGAUCAUUCAGAAUAUGCACAUGCAAUGUCAGAAAUCAUACAGCAAAACAUCUUGGUAGAUAGGUGCAUACUUGAUGGUGAAAUGUUGGUUUGGGACAGUUCCUUGAAUCGUUUUGCUGAGUUUGGCUCAAAUCAGGAAAUAGCCAAGGCAGCAAGGGAUGGACUUGACAGUGACAGACAGUUAUGCUAUUGGCUAGAUGUUGCAUUUGAUAUCCUUUAUUUUGGAGAUACUAGUGUAAUUCACCAAACUUUGAAGGAACGACAUGAGAUUCUCCGUAAAGUUGUGAGGCCAUUGAAGGGGCGCCUUGAAAUUUUAGUACCUAAUGGUGGUCUUAAUAGUCAUUGCUCUUCAGGUGAACCAUGUUGGUCAUUCAUUGCUCAUAAUGUGGAUGAAGUUGAGAAAUUUUUCAAAGAAACUAUAGAGAACAGAGAUGAGGGAAUAGUUGUUAAAGACCUCGGUUCUAAAUGGGAGCCUAGUGAUCGAAGUGGAAAGUGGCUAAAAUUGAAGCCUGAGUACAUUCAAGCUGGCGCUGAUCUGGAUGUGCUUAUCAUAGGAGGUUAUUAUGGCUCUGGACGACGUGGAGGGGAGGUUGCUCAGUUCUUGGUGGGCCUUGCUGAGCGUCCAUCCCCAAAUACACAUCCCAAGCGGUUUAUCUCCUUCUGUAGAGUUGGUACUGGGCUUUCUGAUGAUGAGCUUGAUGCGUUAGUAACAAAACUAAAACCUUACUUCCGAAAGUAUGAAUAUCCGAAGAAGAGGCCGCCAAGUUUCUAUCAAGUAACUAAUCAUUCAAAAGAAAGGCCUGAUGUGUGGGUUGAUAGCCCUGAGAAAUCGAUUAUUCUGUCCAUAACCAGUGAUAUCCGAACUAUAGAAUCUGAGGUAUUUGCUGCACCGUACAGCCUGAGGUUUCCUCGGAUUGACAGGGUGAGAUAUGACAAAGCUUGGUACGAAUGCCUUGAUGUGCAAUGGAGUGAAUUGAAACUUGUUUAUAAUUCCAUAAGGGGAGAAAAGAAAAUCAUGUCCAUUGUUCCUUCUCAUUUAACUCAGACUGAUGUUUCCAGUAUCAAGGGAGACUCUCAUAUAUUUUCAAAUAUGAUGUUUUGUAUCCUACAGUCUUGCUAGCCAGCUGUCGUUUACUUCGUUAAUGUGCCUCCAUCUCAUUCUCUUGAGAGCUUGCACAAAAUGAUUGCUGAGAAUGGGGGAGUUUUCUCGAUGAACUUAAAUAACUCUGUCACUCAUCGUGUGGCGGCAGAGAGCAAGGGGUUUAAAUUUGAAGCUGCAAAACGUCAUGGUGAUAUCAUUCACUACAGUUGGAUAUUAGAUUGCUGCUCACAAAAGAAGCUUAUCCCCUUACAGCCAAAGUACUUCCUCUUCCUAUCUGAAGUAACAAGGAAGAAGUUACAAGAAGAAAUUGACGAGUUCUCUGACUCUUACUACAUGUAUAUUGAUCUUGGAGAGUUCAAACAGCUCUUAAACACUAUUAAUAGGUCAGAAGAUAUCAGUACUAUUGAUCAUUACAGCAAAAAAUACUGCCCAAAGGAUGAGUGGUCUGUCUUUAUUGGAUGCUCCAUAUAUUUCCACACUGCAAUACCAUCAGUGAAAGGGGAAUGGGAAGUUCUAUUGCAACUUGCUUUGAGAAGAUUCAAGGUUGAAGUUCUCAUGGGCGGUGGUAGAGUUACUGAUAAACUUACUUGUGCAACCCAUUUAGUUGUCUUGUCAGUUCCAGGAUAUGAUGCCGAAUUUGAUGAGCUACAGAGAUGUUUUACUUCAGUGGAUAGGAGGUUUCUCCAGAGCAAGAGGUUGCAUAUAAUAAAAUCCCAUUGGUUUGAAGAUUGUCUGGACAAUAACAAAAGAUUACCAGAAGAAAGUUACAGCUUGAGGCCCUCUGUAAUAGCAGAGUCAACAUCUGAAAAUGGUGAAAAUGACACCUUAGAGUCUCACUUUGGUGGAGACAAUGUACAAGACCAGAAUGUACCCUCUGAAAAGGAAAAUAGACAGAGAAGUGCAAAAGCUGCUCAUGAACACAGUUUGGCCACGGUGUCCCAUGAGAAUGUUGGCCCAAGGAAGAGAGGAAGACCUGCAGGGAGAGGUGUUAAAAAUGUUAAGAUGGCUGGCAACAAAGCCCAAAGAGCACGGCCACGCACUGUGAGAAAGCGUGCGAAAAUAAGCGAAUAUGAAUCAGACAAAAGUGAUUCUCAUGACAAUGAACCAGAAGAGCAGGAGAAUGACACCGGAGAAGCAAGUUUUGAUAUUUACAAUAGACAUUUGGAACCUCAGGAGGUCGAGCAACAGGCCAAUGUCCAAGUUGCCGAAACAGAAGAAAGUUCUGAACCAAACAGGGCAGUGCAUGAUUUGAGGAAUAGUAGUGAGAGUGAAAGAAUGUAUGUUCCAGAAAUAAAAAUGGCAGAUAGGACCAAUGACCAAAACAGUGAAUUGGCUAAUGAGAUUGAAAAUCGGGCUGAUCCCAUGUUAUUUGACAAGAUUCCCGGCCUUGCUACCGCCAAGAAAGUUGAGGACACUAAGCAUUGUGAUCUAAAAGAAGAGAGGCCAGCUGCAGCAGCAGAAAGCAG